Morchella importuna is the source of this 384-nucleotide messenger RNA. RefSeq lists its product as uncharacterized. Bases 1 to 384 code for a protein of 127 amino acids. Gene Ontology annotation, molecular function: structural constituent of ribosome. Gene Ontology annotation, cellular component: mitochondrial large ribosomal subunit; ribosome. The transcript is spliced from 2 exons. The record is from RefSeq and is a predicted model, not a curated record. NCBI's taxonomy places the organism in Eukaryota, Fungi, Ascomycota, Pezizomycetes, Pezizales, Morchellaceae. Gene Ontology annotation, biological process: translation.
AUGUUGUGCACUCGCGGUAUCACGCGGGCAAUCCGUCCCAUGACAAGUCUACCUCUCAAGUCCCUCUUUAAGACCCUCCCCGCCAGGACAUUUACAUCUCUCACUCCUCUUCGGCCAUCGAUAUUUCCUUCUAUCUCUUCUGGCCUGGCUGUACCGACAAACAUCACGUCCAUUACGGCAGCAACUACCACCAUCGCUCCGCGCAUAAGUUCCCAUCCUGCACUUCAGGCUCUGCAGGUUAGAAACGGGCCAAGAAACACAUUUGACCCCAGUCAUCGUGUUCGAAAGCGGAGAGUAGGCUUUUUGGCAAGGAAGAGGACAAGGGGUGGGCGUGCAGUAUUGAAGAGAAGACAGCUAAAAGGGAGGAGAUCUUUGAGUCAUUAG